CAGGUAUUCUCAGAAACAUCUGGAAACCGGCAGACGAAGCCCGCUUCUGCCACCAAGUCCAAGAAGAUGACCGAUAAACUUUCUGAAGAUCUCGAACGUCGUAACUUCAGUUUUCCUUGGUCUCAGGACGUCAAGCGCGCAUUGAAGGAACGCUUCAAGCUUAAAGGCUUUCGUGAGAGCCAAGUGGAAGCGAUCAAUGCUACUCUUGCAGGCAAGGAUGUCUUUGUUCUCAUGCCGACCGGAGGAGGCAAAUCACUGUGCUAUCAAUUACCGGCUCUCGUGAGCAGCGGAAAGACAAGAGGCGUGACCGUUGUGGUUUCACCUUUGGUUAGUCUCAUGGAAGAUCAGGUCGCGCAUCUCCAAAAGUUGAACGUCCAGGCCUUUCUAAUCAAUGGCGAUACCUCAUAUGACCAGCGUGACUUCAUCAUGGAAAAGUUCGGCGAUAGCAACGUGGAAAUGUUCAUUCAAUUGCUCUACGUUACGCCCGAGAUGCUGGGCAAAAGUCAGAAAAUGCUCAAUGCUUUCGAAUUACUGCACAGAAAUGGACGACUCGCCAGGAUCGUCAUUGACGAGGCACACUGUGUGAGUCAAUGGGGUCACGAUUUCCGUCCUGACUAUAAAGCGCUCGGAAGCGUUCGACAAAAAUUUCCAGGCGUGCCGGUCAUGGCAUUGACUGCGACAGCGACGGAUAAUGUUCGAAUUGACACAAUCCAUAAUCUCGGCAUGAAAGGCUGCGAAGUCUUCAAGAGGAGCUUCAACCGCUCCAAUCUAUAUUACGAAGUUCGAACGAAAGGGAAAGUAGCAGAUGAUGUGGAAGCCGUCGCAAGCCUCAUCAAAGACAAAUACCGCAAACAGACCGGAAUUGUCUACUGCCUGUCCCGGAAGAACUGCGAAACCUUUGCGAAAGAGCUGAAAGGCAAAGGUAUUGGUGCUCAUCACUAUCACGCAGGAUUGAAGCCCGAUGAAAAAUCCCAAAUACAGCGUGAUUGGCAAUCCGGAAAACAUCAGGUCAUUGUAGCCACUAUUGCCUUCGGUAUGGGCAUCGACAAAGCUAAUGUGCGAUUUGUCGUCCACCACAGCAUGCCCAAAUCAUUGGAAGGAUACUACCAGGAAACAGGGAGAGCUGGUCGGGAUGGGCAGCCCUCAGGAUGCUACCUUUUCUACGCAUAUCGUGACGUUGCCAUGCUUCGUAAGAUGAUCGACCAGAAUGAAGAUGCGAGCCGUGAACAGAAGAACCGACAGCGCGAAAUGUUGACAAGAAUGGAAUUGUUCUGCUGCAACGAGACAGAUUGCAGACGAGUACAGGUGCUCAAUUACUUCAACGAGCCUUUCACACGGGAUGCCUGCCACGGCCAAUGCGACAAUUGCAGCUCGAAUGCGACGUUCAAUUCUGUCGAUCUCACAGAUUACGCGCAGAAAGCGGUCAGUCUGGUUUCCCGAGCCACUGGUUCAGCGAGUGGACAUGACGCGGAAGACUAUGAUGGAUACGGCCGCAAACCGGAUGAGUGGUCUCAUGUUGACGAAUAUGGCGCAGGCAGCGACCUUGAUCGUGGCAUUGUGGAGCGCAUAUUUCAUCGCCUCCUGAGCGAAGACGUCCUCCGCGAAUUGCACGUUGUCAAAGGCGGGUUUCCGCAUCAAUAUGUCUGCCUCGGCCAACGUCGCGAGCAGUACAGCCGUGGAAAGAAAUUCGAGAUGCAGAUCCGUGCAUCAGGCAGUGUCAAGAAUGUCGGGAGGAAAAUUUUGAAGGCGAAGGUCGAUGAUGCAAGAGCGCGUGCUGGAAUGAUCUCAGGACCUAGCAGGGCCCGGGAGCUACCAACCUCUACGAAUGUGUCAUCGCCCGUGCAGGCUGCCACGAAGCGGAAAAAGGCUGCGAGCAAGGCUGGUCUUCACCAGCACGAUGCUUUCAUUGCAUCAGACGACGAGACAGAAGACGAUGAUGACGAUGCAUUCGAGCCCAUACGGGAAGUUGGCAAGACGCCGAUAUCGACAGUCAGGCAGCUAGGCCCCCCGAUAACUUCCGAUCUUGUCAUGGAUAGCCUGAACGACGUUCACCGAGCCUUGGUCGAGCAAUUUGUCGAAGAGGCCGAUGCCAAGUGCAAAGACAUCAUGAAGAAGAAGAGCCUCCGAUUUCAGCCAUUCACGACCUCGAUUUUGCGGGACAUGGUAAUUGGGUUUACCGAUACUGAAGAGAAAAUGCUGAAGAUCCGUGGCAUUGAUCCCGAGAAGGUCAGGAUUCAUGGCAAAUCUUUCCUUACAAUGGUGGCCAAGUAUCGCGACCACUACAAUGGAGCCAUGCAAGAGGAAUUCGAUUCGGACGACGACGACCUUAAUGGGGUCGUAGACAAGCAUGCACAGAACGUGAUCAACCUCGUCAGCGAUGAUGAAGCCGAUGAAGACGAGGAUAACGAAAUAGACAGCAUGCCGUCUGAUGAGGACGACGACGGGGAGCAAAGCUCCUACUUUCAAACA
This is a messenger RNA of Dissoconium aciculare CBS 342.82, 2469 nucleotides long. RefSeq names its product ATP-dependent DNA helicase. The record is from RefSeq and is a predicted model, not a curated record. The transcript is spliced from 2 exons. Gene Ontology annotation, biological process: DNA replication; double-strand break repair via homologous recombination. Gene Ontology annotation, molecular function: nucleic acid binding; ATP binding; 3'-5' DNA helicase activity. Lineage: Eukaryota; Fungi; Ascomycota; Dothideomycetes; Mycosphaerellales; Dissoconiaceae. Gene Ontology annotation, cellular component: nucleus; cytoplasm; chromosome. The annotation marks the transcript as partial.